AUGUCAAUGUCCUGUCCUUGUCCUAUGAUUUUGAUUUUUGAAUAUGUCGAUCUUUUUUUCAUUUGUCAAUUCUCCGUUUUAUAUUAGAUAAUGCUAACACAAUAUCUAAAUUUAGCAAAAUUUAAAAAAUAAGCUUGUUAAAUUUGAUAGUUCUUUAAUGAAACUUGCAAACAUUGAAAUGCUGAACAAUAAUAAAUUAAGAUUGAUUUCUGGCAUUUUGCGAUCUGUUAGUACGUCUUGUUGGAAUUAUUCAAACCACUACGAUGCACUGGGAGUAACUCCGAAGGCAACACAAAGUGAAAUCAAAUCUGCUUAUUAUAAAUUGUCCAAAAUUUAUCACCCAGAUAAAUCUGAUGAUGAAGCAUCUGCAAAGAAAUUUAGAGCAAUAACUGAAGCUUAUGAAGUUCUUGGAAAUAUAAAACUGAAGAAAAUGUAUGACAGAGGCCUGAUAGUAGGGCGUCAUAGUACUUCGAGAGUGGACUACCAUGGAGAGCCAGAACCUACAGACCCGAAUCUUAAAUUUCACAAGUCGCGUGCUAAGAGACAUGUAGCUCCUACUUUGGACGGAAAAAUGCCCAUUUAUGACUUUGACGCUUGGGCUAAGAAUCACUAUGGUGAUUUAUUCAAAAAAGCAAAAUAUGAUAGAGAAAUAAUAAAGCAAAAGAAAGCUAAACGACAAGCCAUAUCAGAAACCACACAUCAGGAAGCAAUGUUAUAUCUUGUAUUUGCUAUAUGUGGACUAUUCUUAAUGUUUGUGGUUAAUGGUACAGCAGAUUAUGAUAAAGAUUUAAUAAAAAGAAAUACAGAAAAUCAGACAGACCAGGAAAGUAAACCAGACCAGCAAAAUGAAGUACAUUAACUUUAUAUUAUAUUACAUAUAAAAUGCUGUAAUACCACUAUACAUUACUAGGCCUAUGUUGUCACAGUCUCAACUGAAUGAGACUGUCAAUUGAAACUGAUUCUUUGAUAGAGAUUAACUUGACACUGGUAUUGCUUUUGAAAAUCUAGUCUAAUUAUUUCAGUUUGAACCUUAAAAUUAGCUGAAUUUGAUACUAUAAAUGUUCAGUUACUACAUGAUUUAGCAUCAUUGUAUUUUUGUAUGACUUAUGUAGUUAAUUUAUUUUACCAAAAAUAGGCAUAAUGUAAAAUGUGGUAUGUAUAUAAAUAUCGUGUUUGAAUAGAGUAUAUUGUAUAUAAUGUACAUACCUCAAAUAAUUGUAGAAAAUUGUGAUAAUAGUUUAAUAAAAACGUAAAUAAGGGACAAACAUCUUAGUAUUUAUUUACUAAUCCAUAGUAAAACAUAUUAUUUUUGUAAUUGUCUAUUUUAUUAAUUUUGAGAUUGUAUGGUCUUAAAUUACACAGAAAGAACUGUACUAUAA
Molecule: messenger RNA, 1379 nt
Organism: Plodia interpunctella (Indianmeal moth)
Lineage: Eukaryota; Metazoa; Arthropoda; Insecta; Lepidoptera; Pyralidae
Gene: DnaJ-11
Product: dnaJ homolog subfamily C member 30, mitochondrial-like
Exons: 5
Coding region: 158-859 (233 amino acids)
Source: RefSeq, a predicted model, not a curated record